AUGCCGGGAAUCCUGCGACCAGAGGUAUUUAACAUCGCCAUCAUUGGCUCGGGGCUGGGUGGCUUAUCAGCGGCCAUAGCGCUUCGACGACAGGGCCACCAAGUCACCAUUUAUGAGCGAUACGACUUUGGUGGGGAAGUUGGUGCCUCCUUGAGUGUUGCUAGCAAUGGGUCGCGGCUGCUCCAAGAAUGGGAUGUUGACAUCAAGUCCGCAAAACCAGUUGUGCUGCGCUCGUUGAUUAUGCACGAGUGGGACUCGGGCGAGGUAAAAAGCACAUAUGACCUCGGCGACUACCGAACACGUUUCGGUACCGAUUACAACAACUUCCACCGCAUCGACCUGCACAACGUGUUGAAAGAGACGGCAAUCUCACAGUCAGGGUCCGGUAAGCCAUGCAAGCUAGAGGUCUGGCACAAGGCCACGAGUAUCGAUGCCGAGAACGGCGUUAUUGCCUUUGAGAAUGGCAACACCGUCACCGCGGAUGUUAUUAUAGCUGCUGAUGGGAUUCGCUCCUUGUCCCGUGAGCAGAUCGGAGUGGUGCCGAACAUCAAAGCAUCCACGUCCUGCUGCUACCGAUGCAUCAUUUCGGCAGAUAAGCUUCGAAAGCUAGGUCUCGAGGAAUAUCUGAACAAUGAAGCCAUCGAGUUCUGGGGAGGGUAUGGCAUCAGCAAGAUCGUUCUCUCGCCUUGCUCGGACAAUAAUGUUGUGUCGUGCUACUGCUUCUACCCUGCUGAGAUGAACGACAUCAGUGAAGACGGCUGGAACCUGUCCGCGAGCCCUCAGAAGCUAGUCGAUACAUUUCCCGGACUGGACAAGAAGUUGCAGACGUUGUUCUUGAAUGCGGAGGACAUCAAGAUGUGGAGGUUGUACAACCAUGAUCCUUAUCCAUACUGGGUCCAGGGACGCGUUGCACUACUCGGCGACGCAGCACAUCCGAUGGUACCAGACCAGAGCCAAGGGGCGUGCAUGGCUAUUGAAGACGCAGGAGCCUUAGGGAUUGUCUUCAGUGACAAGUACAGCAAUCUCAGUGUCAACGAGCGGCUGAGGUUGUAUGAGAAGACUAGGAAAGAUCGAGCAACCAGGGUGCAGUCGGCGAGCGCCAGAGCGAGGACUGACCUCAGUGAGCGCAUCGGUUGGAGCAGCUCGAAAGAUCGGCCUGGCAAGCUGACGAUAGAGGAAAUCUGCGGCUACAACAUGCAUGAGCAUAUUGCGCAGCUUGCAUCCCAAUAA
Molecule: messenger RNA, 1230 nt
Organism: Cyphellophora attinorum
Lineage: Eukaryota; Fungi; Ascomycota; Eurotiomycetes; Chaetothyriales; Cyphellophoraceae
Product: 3-hydroxybenzoate 6-hydroxylase 1
Exons: 2
Coding region: 1-1230 (409 amino acids)
Molecular function (GO): monooxygenase activity; FAD binding
Source: RefSeq, a predicted model, not a curated record